Messenger RNA from Cladophialophora immunda, 3034 nucleotides. RefSeq lists its product as uncharacterized. Gene Ontology annotation, cellular component: mitochondrion. NCBI's taxonomy places the organism in Eukaryota, Fungi, Ascomycota, Eurotiomycetes, Chaetothyriales, Herpotrichiellaceae. Gene Ontology annotation, molecular function: D-arabinono-1,4-lactone oxidase activity; FAD binding. Bases 483 to 2933 code for a protein of 816 amino acids. The record is from RefSeq and is a predicted model, not a curated record. The transcript is spliced from 4 exons.
AGGCCAUCGGCGAUACUCUCUCCUCGUCCAAAAGAGACGCACAAGCGAGGCCGACCACGUUGUCUCCAUGUCACUGCCAGGUCAAUUUCCCGGAUUCUCAUUAAGCGAUCGUCAGCCUCAGCAUCCUUUUCCAAGCCAGAGUGACAACGCAGCACCCGCCCUUCUUCCAUAUGGCCGUCGCUGACUGGCGUCGUGUACGGAGUACCCGCCAAUCUCUCAGCUUCUGCCUGCCGCUUCCCGAAUCAACGGCGCUGCAUCGUCUCCGGACCUCUAGUCACCGACUCACUGUAGCACUGCCGGGUAAGGCAGACGCAGGGCCCCGCCACAAGAAGAAAAAAAAGGCAAGCUGAUCGUGACCGCCAGUUUCAUCAUGGCCCAGCUCACCUCGUCAAGCAAUUUUCAUUCCGUUCGUUCCAUCUUAUUGCUUUCAUUCCCUUUGUCUUGUUGUUCUUAGGUAGAAUUCGAGAGAGAAAAAUGCCCCAAUGGCUAAUAACCUAGAAACCGACCAUGGCAGUCACCAACACGAUUCCAUCGCGUCUGUCACCGACUGUAUCUUGGACCUCAGAAAAAAGGUCGACAGUAACGAUCUCCCAGGCUUCGCCGAGCUGAUCGAUGACUGGUUUGAUCCGAAGGUCGACGUGGACGAAGAGCAGUUCGUCCGCCGGUUUCUGCACACUUUCAAACAGACCGACAAGGAUUUCACAUACGAGAAAAUCAUCGGCGACUACGAUGAUGAGGUGCAGGGAAUCUUCAACGACUUUGUCGACGGCAAGAUCAACGCCCAAGAAGCUGGUCAACGAUACAAUCAGGCCAUCACAGACAAAGGUCCAAGUCUCAAACGCGAUAUACGCAGAGGGGGUCUUGUCGGUGCCAUUCCUGGCGAGCCAAACAUCCUAUCCGAACCCAUCAACCUCCUGAGGGCAGCUCCAACAAGCAUCCCUUCCCGCAUUCGGGCGCUGUUUGCGAAGGUCUUCCCAUCGCUGAAAGACCCCAAACGCGCACUUUAUGUUCCGACCUACAAGAAUCUCGAGUUUCUCAACCAUGGCCGUACGGUGGAAAACACCCCGGCCUUGACAUGUGUGCCGAACACUUCUCAGGAUGUCUGCGAUGUUAUCAAAUUUGCAAAGAAGCAGAACAUGGGUGUUCGAGCCUCUGGGUUCCGUCAUUCGUGGUCCCCGGUCUUUGGUCGCUCAAACAAAAAGGGCAGCCAAAACAACGGGGAUAUCCUUAUCUCGACCUUGGGACUCAUCGACGCUUCGAUACUACCGAAUCUCACAUCACUGCCGACUGAUAUCUUCCAACCUCGGGCAAAGGACCUGAAUUCGAUAGUGGUCGUCGACCACACCUAUGUCAAGGGUCCUCAGUUAACGGGCGGGAAGAAGUAUGUUCGGCUUGGAACUUCGACCACCAACGAGCAGCUACGCAGAUGGUGCAUCAAGACCGGUAAAGUCACGAUGCCGAUGAACAUUGUUGAGGUUGAGAUCACAAUGGGUGGAAGCAAUGCCACGAUUUGCCACGGCGGUGGAAUCCAAAAUCCUACCAUCUCUGACCUCGUCCGUUGUAUGGAGUAUGUGGACGCCAACGGUGUGCUCCGCAAAAUCGACAUGUCGACCCCCGACAUCCUCAGAGCUGCUGCAGGCUGUUUCGGCCUCAUUGGCAUCGUCACGCAUCUGGUCCUCGAACUGGACCCUCUAUCGUGCGCUCUCAUGGAACCGCGCAAGGUUCCCGUCAUCGAAGCGAUCCCUCCACCGCCGGGCAUGCCAGAUUCCGCGAUCCCUGCUCCUCUGCGGCCAAAGCAUCCUCUGAGCCCGGAGCGAAAGGCCGAGAUUCAGCGAGACUUUGAGACCCGCGCCACGACAACCGACUACGCCGAGUGGUUCUGGUUCCCCUAUUCGAGCGAGGUCUGGGUGAACACCUGGCACAAGACACUCGACACGUCGAAUGCCGUGACCUAUCCGAGUAACACCAAGACCAUCUUGCAAGUUUUCGGCACUUUCAUGGUCCAAAUUGCACAGGAUGCGUCGAUCCUGCUGAAGUUGACCGAAGCUCUUCCCGAGACGCAGACCAAGCUGCUCACCUGGCUGGCGAUGAAGAACUUGGAUGACAUCGGGCCAAAUGGGAAGAUCAUCAAGACAUGGGUGCCUGAUGCGUUGCACUUUCAACGAGGUGUCCAGAAUCUCAGGGUUAGAGAUUUGGAGGUUGAAUUCCCGCUUCAACCAAAAGUGAAGCCAGAUGUUAAUGGAGCCGUGGAUGGAGUAGGUAAUGGGCACGUCAACGGUGCCGCCAACGGUGUCGUACCAACGGCACCAGCCACCAAAACCAAAGAGAUUGACUUGACACUCGUGCAACAGGCGUGGUGGGACGCCAUUCUCUCCUGCUACGCCGCCAUCAAAACCUGUCCACAACGUAUGCCGCUCGAGAUGCGCAUCAUGGCCGGGUCGCAGGUGACUCUGGCGCCACAACGAGGCCACACGCUGGGGACCUGCGCGAUCGAGAUCCUGAGCCUCCACAACGUCGCAGACAUCUGGCCGGCCUACGCCCAGAAGGUGUUGGACAAGUGGACGAGCUACAAGGACCACGCGGGCGAGAUGGUGCCCGUGCGCGCGCACUGGGCGAAAGAGUGGUACGGAUACACCGUGCGGGGGAGACGGUGGGAGGAGAUCUUCAAGGAAGAAGACAGCCAGAACGGCGGCUUCAAGAAGGAGAUCGCCGAGUGGAGGGGCUCGGUGGGCAGGUUGGCGGCGAGGGACGGGUGGAAGACCGAGGACGCGAGGAGGCGGUUCGGGAACGAGGUUCUCGACUGGCUGUUCUGGCAGGAUGGGUCGGCGAAGCUGGGCGCGCCGCCCAACGGAGUGGUCGUCGAUGAUGCCACGAAGGGGGAGAAGAAGCCGGGGAUCGCGAAGAGGGUGUUCAAGAGUUGUUUUGGCAAGUGAAGGAAGCCGCCAAAGAAAAUUGCAAAAACGAUGGGAGGAAUGUAAUGCUUGUCCACUUGUGAAUCUGAUGGAAAAAAGGCUGUCGAUACCCCCCCCCCCCC